CGUGGAGUUUCCAUUGUGCAGCUGAACGGUAGCAGCGACGGUCUUUACUUGGUCGGCACCGGCGAUAAUGGGCCGGAAGAUUUCGCCGAUAUCAAGCUCUGGCGAGGGGAGCCAUUCCACUAUAAAAGACCAUGGCGGACGGAUGAGUGCAACAUGAUCAAUGGCACCGACGGCACGAUCUUUCCCCCCUUCCUCGACGAAAACUCCGUCCUAUAUGUAUUCACCCCAGACUUGUGCAGGGCGGUGUUCUUCACGUACGAGCGGGAAGUGGAAUUUCGAAGAAUACCAGGACUUCGAUUCAUUGUCAAUUCUGAUGUUCUCGAAGACCCAGCAAUUAAUCUGGACAAUCAGUGCUUUUGUUUAUCGGAUGGAACAUGCUUGAAAGCAGGAGCUUUAGAUCUCUCCGAAUGUCUCGGUGUACCGGUGGUGAUGUCCACGCCACACUUCUACUUAGGAUCAGAGGAAUACUUCAACAAAUCCAUCGUGGAAGGGUUGGAGCCGAGGAAAGAAUGGCACGAGACCUUCGUCGAUCUCGAGCCUUUGACCGGUAUUGUCUUGAAUGCCGCCAAGAAACUUCAAGUGAACCUCAAGCUGAGGCCGGUCGAGCAUUAUCCAAGCUUCGCUAAUGUCACGGAAAUGCUCUUCCCAAUAUUUUGGGUGAACGAGAGCGCAUCCUUGGACCAGAAGUUAGCCGACGAUCUCUACAACAGGAUCGUCAUGCCUCAAAUUGCCAUCAACAUCGGAUCGUGGGUGGCCCUCAGCGUCGGACCCCUCGUGAUAUUGGUGGUAGGAGCUAUCGCCUUACGAGAAUACCGAAGGAAUGGAUUCCGUCCCUUCUAAAGGGACUCGUCCAUCUGCCGAGUUGCUCAAUGCGUCCGCAUGAAGUUACCAUAUGCUAAACUGUAAAAAGGUGAUUCGUUGAGAAAUUCGUCAUGAUUAUGCAUCCGUACAAAACGAGCAGAGAGAAAACAUUCGUGUUAAGUUUCUCCAGCGCUCUGUCGACGACUGCUAAUCCUCCCCCUCAGAAUAUUGUUUAUUUUUUUUUUCGGCGUGGUUCCUGGCACUUGAUGGGCGAGGACGAGUGAAGGGACAUGGGCAAUGACUGUGGGAUCUUCCGAGUCCAAUUAUGGUCGUCGUCGCGAUGUUCGCAUACGUGUUGUAUAGUUUCAGUGCUGUGAUAACAUCUAUGACUGUUUUUUGACGUAGACGGUCAAUGUUGCAGAAAAUAAUAAAUAUCGAAUACCACAG
Messenger RNA from Darwinula stevensoni, 1248 nucleotides. NCBI's taxonomy places the organism in Eukaryota, Metazoa, Arthropoda, Ostracoda, Podocopida, Darwinulidae. The record is from the annotation of a GenBank genome assembly.